AUUCAACAUUCUUAAGGUAGUAUUGAUGGACUUCGGAUUCGGCAUCGUGGGUUCCUCCGGCAACGGAAUGAGUUCCGAAAUCCCGGUGGAAACCUCUUCGGUCGCCAUGGUCGUACCGUCCUCACCGCUGCCCUUCGGGUCAAGUGUGGGGGCCGCAACCAUGACGUCAAUCUCGAUGCCGAGCUCGAUCUUCGGGUCGGCCCCUCGACCCAUUCCCGGGCUCGAAACCACGGGGGAUUUCCCCGUCGGUAAUUCGAACCCGUUUCUCGGACCGACUAUGGCUUCGGGCUCGACGGUCAACUUUGGACCGAACGCGGGUUUCCCCGCACCAGUUGAUCCAUUCGUUGGACCUCAUUGGGCGACCAACGGGCCUUUCCUCCACACGCCCAAUGCAGUUAGGCUGAUUUCGGUGCCUGCUAGUUCCGUCCAAAGGCCACCGAAGUUCAAUGGCACGAACUUCAAAAUGUGGCAACAAAAGAUGACGUUCUUCUUGACCGUCUUGGGAUUUGCUGAGUACCUGCAGCAAGAUCCUCCCCAGCCCAACAAAGCCAAAGACCCCCUCGUGGCGAUGGUGAACCAAGCGUGGUACCACAAUAAUUAUUUCGCCAUCAACAUUAUCCUCGAGGGGUUGGCCGAGACGCUGUACCCCGUCUACGCCGGUGCAAAGCUUGCCAAGGAGCUUUGGAACAGCUUGAACAAAAAGUAUCAAGCUGAAGAUGCCGGCACGAAGAAGUUCAUCGUCGGGAAGAUACUAGACUACAAGAUGGUCGACAGCAAAUCUGUUGUCGCCCAAGCUGAGGAGCUUACAGUAAUCUUCAACAAAUGCAAUGAAGAGAAGUAGGCGUCAGGCUUUUCAUGUGCCGGCCAUCAUCCACAAACUUCCCCGGUCGUGGGAAGACUUCCAAGCCGACCUCAAGCUCAAAAGAACGGAGCUGAACCUGGAGCAACUGCUCACGCGGUUGAGGAUUCGAGAGGAAGGGCUUGCCAGAAAAGGUGGAGGGGCAAAAGCAAAUGUGGUAGAACAUCCAUCGGGCUCCUCACAUGGCGGGAAGGAUAAAAAGAAAAUGGGUCCUAAGGG
Messenger RNA from Cuscuta campestris, 1078 nucleotides. The record is from the annotation of a GenBank genome assembly. NCBI's taxonomy places the organism in Eukaryota, Viridiplantae, Streptophyta, Magnoliopsida, Solanales, Convolvulaceae.